Molecule: messenger RNA, 8343 nt
Organism: Indicator indicator
Lineage: Eukaryota; Metazoa; Chordata; Aves; Piciformes; Indicatoridae
Gene: CHD6
Product: chromodomain helicase DNA binding protein 6
Exons: 37
Coding region: 1-8343 (2780 amino acids)
Molecular function (GO): ATP binding; protein binding; ATP-dependent chromatin remodeler activity
Source: RefSeq, a predicted model, not a curated record
AUGAAUUUUCCCUUGCCAGCCCUGCUGGCCCAGGCUGCUCUCGAGGAGCUGGUGGCUGCUCACCAGGCUGGGCUGUUCAUGACAGACGCUGCUGCUGCAGCACAACUGGGCCUCUCCAUGCUGCUUUCUGGUGGGGCUGGUUCUGCAGAGCACACUGGGAGGCAGCUGGAUUCCUUCUGGAGUUCAGUGCUGAAGCAGAGCAGGAAGAGCAGCUCUGGCCCGCUGGGCUUGGGGGAGCCCCUGCGCCAGCAGUGCCCGGGCAAGCCGCCGAGCGUGAAGGCGCUGAGCUGCUCCCCGAUGUCGGCAGCCUGGGAGUGCAAGGCACAGGACUCCUUUGCCAGCAGCGAGGAGCAGGACGAGGUGCCCCAGCAGGGCAUGGUGACAGACACGGACAUGGGUGGGCAGUGCCAGUGCCCAGAGGAGGAGCCUGAGGGGGCUCCCCAGAAGCGGCUGAGCACCCAGAACGGCAUGCAGGACAGUGGGGGAGGGGGCACAGGGGUGAAGAAGAAACGGAAGAAAAAGGACCUGGGAGAGCAGGAAGGUGGAGAAAAAGCAACUGCAGAGGUGAAACCAAAGAGGAGAAGAGAGCCUAAAGAACCAAAAGAGCCUAAAAAGGCAAAGGAGCCCAAGAAGCCGAAGGAGCCCAAGCAAAGAGAGAUGCCCAAGAAGCCCCGGAAACCUCGGGAGCCCAAAGCCCCCAAGGAGCUGAAGGAAAAGAAGAGUGGCUCUGAAACUACCCCCAGAGCAAGACCCAAGAAGAGCAGCAGAGACAGGGGGGACACCCCUGUGGAAAAGAAGAAGAAAGGGAAGAGGAAAAAUGAGAUCCCAGUGGACAGUCUGGAUUUGGAUCAGGAUCUCCUGAGCCCAUCUGCACAGAGCCCAGAGGAGUCUGCGGAGUCAGCCGACAGCCAGAAGCGGCGCUCAGGCCGGCAGGUGAAGAGGAGGAAGUACAACGAGGACCUGGACUUCAAGGUGGUAGACGACGAUGGGGAGACCAUCGCCGUGCUGGGGGCCGGCCGCACCUCCGCGCUCUCCGCCUCCACGCUGGCCUGGCAGGCAGAGGAGCCUCCCGAGGAUGAUGCCAAUAUCAUUGAGAAGAUCCUUGCCUCCAGGAUGGUACAGAAGGAGGCUCAUCCCGGAGGCCUGGCGUUCGAGAUGGAGGAGUUCUACGUCAAGUACAGGAACUUCUCCUACCUCCACUGUAAGUGGGCAACUCUGGAGGAGCUGGAGAAGGACCCCAGGAUCUCCCAGAAGAUAAAGCGCUUCCGGAACAAGCAGGCCCAGAUGAAGCACGUUUUCACUGAGCCUGAUGAGGAUUUGUUCAACCCAGACUAUGUGGAGGUGGAUCGGAUCCUGGAGGUGGCCCACACAAAGGACCCUGACACCGGGGAGGAGGUGACUCACUACCUGGUGAAGUGGUGCUCACUGCCCUAUGAGGAGAGCACGUGGGAGCUGGAGGAGGAUGUUGACCCAGGGAAGAUUAAAGAGUUUGAAGCCCUCCAGAUCCCUCCAGAGAUCAAGCACACGGUAACGUACCUGGAGGAGCGCCCUGGAUCCGAGUGCUGGCAGAAGCUGGAGAAGUCUCGGGAGUACAAGAACAGCAACCAGCUGCGGGAGUACCAGCUGGAGGGCAUGAACUGGCUGCUCUUUAACUGGUACAACAGGAAGAACUGCAUCCUGGCAGAUGAGAUGGGGCUGGGGAAGACAAUCCAGUCAAUCACCUUCCUCUCAGAAAUCUUUCUGAUGGGCAUCCACGGCCCCUUCCUGAUCAUUGCACCUCUCUCCACCAUCACCAACUGGGAGCGGGAGUUCCGCACCUGGACGGAGAUGAACGCCAUCGUGUACCACGGCAGCCAGAUCAGCCGCCAGAUGAUCCAGCAGUAUGAGAUGGUCUACAGGGACGCACAGGGUAACCCUCUCCCUGGGAUCUUCAAGUUCCAGGUGGUUAUCACCACCUUUGAGAUGAUCCUUGCUGACUGCCCAGAGCUGAAGAAGAUCCAGUGGCGCUGCGUGGUGAUCGAUGAGGCACAUCGCCUGAAGAACAGGAACUGCAAACUGCUGGAGGGGCUGAAGCUCAUGGCCCUGGAGCACAAGGUGCUGCUGACUGGCACCCCCCUGCAGAAUUCAGUGGAGGAGCUCUUCAGCCUCCUGAAUUUCCUGGAGCCACAGCAGUUCCCCUCAGAGACAGCUUUCCUGGAGGAGUUUGGAGACCUGAAGACAGAGGAGCAGGUGAAGAAGCUGCAGUCCAUCCUGAAGCCCAUGAUGCUGCGACGGCUGAAGGAUGACGUGGAGAAGAAUCUGGCACCCAAGCAGGAGACCAUCAUUGAGGUGGAGCUGACCAAUAUCCAGAAGAAAUACUACAGAGCCAUCCUGGAGAAGAACUUCUCCUUCCUCUCCAAGGGUGCCAACCAGCACAAUAUGCCCAACCUCAUCAACACCAUGAUGGAGCUGCGCAAGUGCUGCAACCACCCCUAUCUCAUCAAUGGGGCAGAGGAGAAGAUCCUGGAGGACUUCCGUAAGACACACAGCCCUGAGGCGCCAGACUUCCAGCUGCAGGCCAUGAUCCAGGCGGCUGGGAAGCUGGUGCUCAUCGACAAGCUGCUGCCCAAGCUGAUCGCCGGCGGGCACAAGGUGCUGAUCUUCUCGCAGAUGGUGCGCUGCCUUGACAUCCUGGAGGACUACCUCAUCCAGAGACGGUACACCUAUGAGCGCAUCGACGGGCGGGUGCGCGGCAACCUGCGGCAGGCAGCCAUCGACCGCUUCUGCAAGCCCGACUCAGACCGCUUCGUCUUCCUGCUGUGCACGCGGGCAGGUGGGCUGGGCAUCAACCUCACCGCUGCUGACACCUGCAUCAUCUUCGACUCUGACUGGAACCCCCAGAACGACCUCCAGGCGCAGGCUCGCUGCCACCGCAUCGGGCAGAGCAAGGCGGUGAAGGUCUAUCGGCUCAUCACCAGGAACUCCUACGAGCGAGAGAUGUUUGACAAGGCCAGCCUGAAGCUGGGCCUGGACAAGGCUGUGCUGCAGGACAUCAACCGCAAGGGCAGCACCAACGGGGUUCAGCAGCUCUCAAAGGUGGAGGUGGAGGACCUGCUGCGGAAGGGAGCCUAUGGUGCUCUCAUGGAUGAGGAGGAUGAAGGAUCUAAGUUCUGUGAGGAAGACAUCGACCAGAUCCUCCAGCGCAGGACGCAGACCAUCACCAUCCAGUCAGAGGGCAAGGGCUCCACCUUCGCCAAGGCUAGCUUCGUAGCAUCAGGAAACAGAACUGACAUUUCCUUAGAUGACCCCAACUUCUGGCAGAAGUGGGCCAAGAUAGCAGAGCUUGACACAGAUGCCAAGAACGAGAAGGAGAGCCUGGUGCUGGACAGGCCCCGGGUGCGGAAGCAGACCAAGCACUACAACUCCUUCGAGGAGGAUGAGCUGAUGGAGUUCUCGGAGCUGGACAGCGACUCGGACGAGCGGCCCACGCGCUCGCGCCGCCUCAACGAGAAGACGCGGCGCUACCUGCGGGCAGAGUGCUUCCGCGUGGAGAAGAACCUGCUCAUCUUCGGCUGGGGCCGCUGGAAGGACAUCCUGACCCACGGGCGCUUCAAGUGGCACCUGAACGAGAAAGACAUGGAGAUGAUCUGCCGAGCCCUGCUGGUCUACUGCGUCAAGCACUACAAGGGGGAUGAGAAGAUCAAGAGUUUCAUCUGGGAUCUCAUCACACCCACGAAGGAUGGGCAGAACCAGGCCUUGCAGAAUCACUCAGGCUUGUCAGCACCUGUGCCCAGGGGCAGGAAGGGGAAGAAGACGAAGAACCAGAUGCUGCUUCCCGAGCUGAAGAACGCAGACUGGUUGGCCACCUGCAACCCCGAGGUGGUCCUGCACGACGACAGCUACAAGAAGCACCUCAAACAGCACUGCAACAAGGUGCUGCUGCGGGUGCGAAUGCUUUACUACCUGAAGGCUGAAGUGCUGGGGGAGGCUGCUGACAAAGCCUUUGAGGGGACCCCUGCCAGGGAGCUGGACGUGCUGCUGCCCGACAUUGACUACGUGGAGAUCCCAGUGGACUGGUGGAAUGCCGAGGCCGAUAAAUCGCUGCUCAUCGGAGUCUUCAAGCACGGUUACGAGCGGUACAACGCCAUGCGCGCAGACCCGGCGCUGUGCUUCCUGGAGAAGGUUGGCAUGCCCGACGAGAAGCUGCUCUCUGCCGAGCAGGGGGCCAGCGACAGUGCUCAGGACACUGCUGAGAGGGGCAGCGUGGAGAAGGAAGAGAGCAGUGGAGAAAAGCUGGAGGGGCUGCCAAAGCGGGAGGAAGUGGUGGCUGUUGGGGCGGGCGACACCAGCGAGAAGCGGGAGGAGGCAGUGGCAGCCCAGGAUGGCUCCGACUCAGACAGAUCCUGCUGGCCUGUCUCGUCUGCUCUCACAGCCAGGCUGCGCAGGCUCGUCACUGUCUACCAGCGCUGCAACCGCAAGGAGCUGCCUCCGCGUGCCGAGAUGCUGGUACCUGGUAACCAUGGCUACUGGCUGCAGGACGAAAUGUUCAGGAGAGCCUCUGAGAUGGACUCAGUGAACAAAGAAAUGCAGAAAAGGUGGACCAGGAGGGAACAGGCAGAUUUCUACCGCACUGUCUCCUCCUUUGGGGUUAUCUAUGACCAGGAGAAAAAGAUCUUUGACUGGGCCCAGUUCCGAGCCAUCUCUCGAUUGGAGAAGAAGACAGAUGAGAGCCUGGAGAAGUACUUCUACAGCUUCAUAGCCAUGUGCAAGAAUGUCUGUGGUCUCCCACUGUGGAAAGAGGAUGGUGCCCCGGACCCUGACAUUUACGUGGAGCCCAUUACAGAGGAGCGUGCGGCCAGGACGCUGUACCGCAUCGAGCUGCUGCGCAAGGUGCGGGAGCAGGUCCUGCGCUGCCCACAGCUGCAUGAGCGCCUGCAGCUCUGCCGGCCCAGCCUCUACCUGCCAGUCUGGUGGGAGUGCGGCAAGCACGACCGCGACCUGCUGAUUGGCACUGCCAAGCACGGCCUCAACCGCACUGACUACUACAUCAUGAACGACCCCCAGCUGUCCUUCCUGGAUGCCUACAGGAACUACGCCCAGCACAAGAGAGCAGGGCUGCCCAGCCCAGAGACUCUGUGCUGCCUCUACCAGACAAACUCCAAACUCUACAGUGCUCCCCUCUACAGCCAGGGGGGCCGCACCUGCCGAGCUAUGGAGGGCGAAGCUGAGAGCCAGAUCAAGCUGGAGGCCACAGACAGUGCCAUGUGCCGGGUUGGGGGCAGUCCACCGGGGGCAAGCUGUGACACGUUCAUGUCUAAGGUCCGGGACAUCAUCUCCAGUAACUACGACGAGAGCUCCCUGCCGGACUCCCUGGUCUGCAUGAUGUACGAGGAGAAGGCCUGCAACAGUGAGCAGAGCUCCCUGGCCCGGGACAGCCCCAGCUGCACAGAUGUCACAGGUGGCAGCACUAAGCACUCUGAGGGCAAGCUAGAGGGGGACGAGGAUCCAUCCAGCUGUGAUGCAGAUACCAUGAAAGACACUCCCUUCCUAGAGGGAUUGCAGGGGGGCUGUGACAGAAUGGAUGGUCAGAACGAGGAGACUGAGCCUUCACCUUCUACCCCUGAAAGCAACCCUUCACAGAGAGUCCCAGAAGAGCUCCAGGGAACCUUGCAACAGAAGGGCAACCUGAACAGCCCUGCACCGGUGCUGCCUGAGCACGGUGCCAUAGAAGGGGUCAUAAGCAUGGGGCUCUAUGGUCCCAGUCUUCAUAACUAUGAAAUAAAGGUUCCUCCUCAGCAGAGGUUCAUCAGUCUGCUGCAGGAGAAAGGACUGGAGGCAAAGUCAGCACCAAGUCAGAGCCACAGUGAGGAAGAUGAGGAGGAAGAAGAGGAUGAUGAUAACUCUGAGGCAGCAGCAGAUGUUACAGGCUUGAGCGGUCCCAGGACCAAGUCUGGCUGUGACCCUGAAGCUACUGAAGUGGAGGGUGAGGAGCAGAGUUCUGGCCUCCCCACACCUGAGGACACUUGCCCAGAAGUGAAUGGCGAGAGGGAGUCCCUGGGGCUGGGGACACCUGACAGGCUGGGGGAGCCUGGGUCAGAGGGCAGGGAGGACCAUGGCCUGGAUGAGGAGAGCACUCUGCAGCACUCACCAGACCAGGCUCGGAGCCAGGCUUUCAGCCUGCCUCCACCUCUGCUGAGGCCCCCAGGAGCAGAGCAACCCUAUGCCAGGGAGGAGACCUGGUGCCAAGAGGCUGAGGGACAGGCAGGCUGCAGAGAGGCCCUGCAGCACAAGGCCCAGGUUGUGAAGCAAGAAGAGUGUGAGACCAGAGAUGAGGAGGAGAAAGCCAGCAGCAGGCAGAGCCAAGAUGGUCCAGGAAAGUAUUUGGAGGAAGAGAGCAAAAGUUCUGCUUCUGUCCUGCCUGGGGAGAUUGAUGACCUUCAGGAUGCUCGUGCACCGACCAUAGCCCAACUGCUGCAGGAGAAGACACUUUACUCCUUCUCUGAGUGGCCCAAGGACCGUGUGAUCAUCAACCGCAUUGACAACAUCUGCCACGCCAUCCUGAAGGGCAAGUGGCCUUCCUCCAGCCAGCAGCUGGAGACACAGGGCCUGCUGGCGGCCCCAGCGCUGCCCGGCGGCGCUGGCAGCAGGAGCAGCUUUGCCGAGUCAGAGCCCCCCGAUCCUGGCUUCAGCAGUGGGGUGCUGAUCUCACAGGAAGGGUUCCUGAGCCCUGCCUUUGCAAAGGACGAGCGGAAGCACAGGAGACCACCCUAUGAACUGGAGAUGGAGAGAGAUGCCAAGCAGAGGAGCCUGGAGCAGCUGGCAGCAGCCCAUGUGCACCCCUCCAUCGUGCUGAACGGCUGGCGGGAUGCAGCUGUGGACUUGUCCAGAGCCUCUGAUGGGUCUCCAGGGAGCUCCUCUCCUUUCCCCCUGAACACAAACAUUCCCAAACUGGGGACCGUGAACACCCUGCAGGGCUCCCUGGGCAUGGAUUUGUCUGGCAUCCUGCAGGCAGGAUUAAUCCAUCCUGUCACAGGACAGAUUGUCAAUGGCAGCCUCCGAAGAGACGAUGCUGCCAUGAGGAAGAGACGGGGCAGGAGAAAAAAUGUGGAAGGGAUGGACCUCAUCUUCUUGAAGGAGAGGCCUCUUCCAACCAGGCUGCACGAUGUUCAGGAUGACCAGCCACAGCCCCCCCAGGCCAGUCCCCUUCCCAAUGGGCCGGUUGCUGCUACCUCAACUCCACAGCCAGCCCCAGCCAUGGGCAGCCAAGCAGAGAAGGCUGUCCCCAACAAGAGUCUCCUCGACUGGCUCCGGCAGCAGUCUGACUACACGCUCGACGUCCCUGCCUUUGGCACUAAUUUUUCAGACAAGCCCAAGCAGAGGAGGCAGCGCUGCAAGGACCCCAGCAAAUUGGACAUUAACUCACUCACAGGAGAGGAGCGGGUGCCUGUGGUACAUAAGGGUACUGGACGGCGGGGUUACUUACCAGAGAGCAAAUUCAACCGCAUCCUAACCGAGCCCAUGCUGCGGGAUGCGGGGCCACGCCGCAGGGGGAGGAGGCCCCGGAGCGAGCUGAUCAAGGGCCCCGGCAUGGUGGCAGAUUCUUCUUCUGGGAUGGGACCACUCUUCAUGAACGGACUGAUUGCUGGCAUGGAUCUGGUAGGACUUCAGAACAUGAGAAACAUGCAAGGGAUCCCCCUGACCGGGCUGGUUGGGUUUCCUGCUGGGUUUGCAGCGGUGCCCACUGGCGAGGAUGUGAAAAGCACCCUGAGUAUGUUGCCCAUGAUGCUGCCGGGCAUGGCCACCGUACCGCAGAUGUUUGGCGUUGGAGGACUUCUCAACCCCCCCAUGGCAACAACUUGUACUGCGACUGCUCCGACCUCCUUAACAAGCACAACGAAAGGUGGCACUGCCAGCGCAGAGAAAGCUGCUGAGGAUAAAGCCAGCGGCCAGGAUGUGAAAACAGAAACUGUCUCGGAAGAGAAGCCUGGCCCUAGCUCAUUUUCUAAUCAGACAGAGUCCGCAAUAACUACCAGUAGUCCUGUAGCUUUUAACCCGUUUCUUAUCCCAGGGAUGUCUCCUGGACUGAUCUAUCCCUCAAUGUUCCUUUCCCCUGGCAUUGGCAUGGCGCUGCCUGGCAUACAGCAAACCAGGCACUCGGAGGCAGCCAACCUGGAAAGCCAGAAGCGGAAGAGGAAGAAAGCGAAAGGGGAGUUGGCAAACCCGGAGCCAGAAACUGUGGUGCUGCCAGUGAAGGAAGCUGCCAGCAGCCAGGACUGUGUGGAGCCCGCAGUGCCUGCGCCAGCAGAGGGGGAGCAGGUCCAGCCCGCGGGCGAGGAGCGCCAGGCGGCACGCGGCACUGAGUAG